Gallus gallus (chicken) is the source of this 2212-nucleotide messenger RNA. It is a transcript of the gene PCTP, whose product is annotated as phosphatidylcholine transfer protein. The transcript is spliced from 6 exons. Bases 612 to 1040 code for a protein of 142 amino acids. Gene Ontology annotation, molecular function: phosphatidylcholine binding; phosphatidylcholine intramembrane carrier activity. The record is from RefSeq and is a predicted model, not a curated record. NCBI's taxonomy places the organism in Eukaryota, Metazoa, Chordata, Aves, Galliformes, Phasianidae.
GGUGGAGAGCAUGGGCGUCAGCAUCUACCGGCUGUACGACGAGGUGGGCGGGCAGCGCGGCUCCCCGGGGCCGAGCCCUGCGGGCCGGGGUUGCGGUCAGGCUGAGUUCCGCCGUUGCCGCCCCGGCUCGGUUUCUCCCGGCUCUCAGAAAGCGGCUUGCAGCGUAAUGCUAUUAACUGCUGAUGGAGAAAGCCGCUCUACUGCUGCUGUAAACACCGCUCUUCCGAACGGCGGCGGGCAGCGGCGGGGCGCACGAGGCCGUUAGCAGCACGGAGCGCCCCGCCGCGCGCUGUCCCCGCGGCUUCGGGUGGGCAUCGCUUCCCCCGCUGGGAGCUCCCUGAAACGGCUGACCCGUUACAGUUUUCUUAUUGUAAACGGCUCUCUUGCUGCGAGAUGUGCUGCUUCACUUCUCAGAUCACGAUUUGUUAUUUCAUGCUCCAUCAAAACGCUGCUGCUAAAACCAAAAGGUUUUUAGUAGAAGUUAUUUAAUGAUGUAGGCCGCAAUUUGUCCAGCAAUGGAACAGAUACGUUGGUAGCAAUCAGGACUUUAUGAAUAUAAAAUCUUUGGUGGUCUUGCUGACUGUCCCCCAAAACUCUGUGCAGAUGUCUAUAUGGAUUUAGAGUACAGAAAGCAGUGGGAUCAGUAUGUUAAAGAACUGUAUGAGAAAACGUAUGAUGGUGAAAAGAUAAUCUACUGGGAAGUGAAGUACCCUUUUCCUCUCUCAAACAGAGAUUAUGUCUAUAUUCGUGAAUGUCAAGAGAUGGAUGUGGAUGGGCGGAAGAUCUGGGUUGCGUUAGCUCAAAGUGUGUCUGUUCCUCAGUGCCCUGAAAAGCCUGGUAUUAUCAGAGUUAAAAGUUAUAAACAAAGUCUGGCAAUUGAAAGUGAUGGCAAGACUGGAUCUAAAGUCUAUAUGUACUAUUUUGAUAAUCCUGGUGGCAUGAUUCCAUCGUGGCUGGUCAACUGGGCUGCCAAGAGUGGUGUGCCUGCUUUCUUGAAGGAUAUGCAAAAAGCUUGUUGUAACUACUCUAAAAGAGCAUAGGUCACUUUUGAUCUGAAUUAUUUAAUUCCUAAAGUUCUGCACUUAAAGAAUGGCUAUUAUGUAACACACUGGAUAAAAUCUACCUCUAAUAUUGGAAAGAAUUUUUGUUGUUGGUUUAUGCCUUGAAUCUUAUUAGACCUUUGUUUCCUUCUCCAAAGGAAGUUAGUUGCCAACAUGAUAAUACCAUCAUCAGUUGCCUCCUUUUCAUAGCACUUGCAUUCUGUCAUGUCACCCAUGCUUUGUGCUGAUUGUCAUAGGUCAGCUAGAGUUUUAUUGAUUAAAGCAUUACAUUUUUGGGAAGAGAUAAUAGUUCUUACUAGGAAAAAUGUCUGAAUUUAUUCUGAAAAUUCUCUGCACGUAUUAUGCCUGAGUGUCUCUUUGUGGCCUUGCAGGGUGACUUCUUACUGAAAUUGGAUAAUACAACUUGCAUUGCUUAGGAGGAACCGCUUUUGCUACGUGAAUUUAUCAUACUUGAAAUGGUCUUCUCUACUAAAAAAUAAAAAAUAGCACAUACAGGUAAAUUACCUGAAGCCUGCAGUAGGAACUGGAAUGUUUACUAAGCUUCCCUGUGAUGGCUUUAAGUCCAGAUAUAAAAGGAUGUGUAUGUAAAGCCUUGCAUUCACAUCUCAGUAUACCUAUAUGGAAAGUAUAAAGCAUUAGCUGUGUCUAGCUAGCAAAAAAAGAAGUUUGCUUCCAUGGUUAAUUUAAUGGGAACAAGUUACAUCUUUAGAGUCCGUUCCCUUACUGACUGAUUGGAAAGCAGCUUGGACACCAGCUCUAAAUUGGAAAGAAUUUCAAACUGGAUGCCUGUAACUGCUUUUAGAGAUGCUUGUUUCCCUGCUUGUGAAUUAAAUUAAUAUGAAAGUUGUGGUGGUUUUACAUUUUUAAUGCUGAUGUAAAGAGUGAAAAAUGUUCAUUUUGGAUGGCAAUCCACUAGAAACACAACCAAGCAGGAAAUUACAUUUGCAGCACCUUUGCAGGGGAAGGACAGAGUUCAGCAAUGUUGAGAUAGCCUCAGUCUCAGGGAUUGAAAAUAUUUUGCAUCUCUACUAAAUCUAAUCUUGUUGCUGUACAAAUCUUGUGAUGGAAUAAGUUUAUAUUGCUAAAGAAGAAAUGGUUGAAGUCGUUGCCUUUAUAUUUUGUGUGUUUCCAAUAAAUCAUUACUGUAUCUA